AUGAACUUCUUGCUCGAGGAGGAGGAGAAACUGGCGACGCUGGACGAGCUCAUCGCCUUCAUCGAGUGCUCGGGCCAAUGCUCCGACAUCGAAGACUGCUUCCUCGGCGAAGACACUGGCGGCGCGUCCCCUGUGGCAGUCGAUGGAUCAGGCAGUGGAGACUGCUACCCCCUGGGCUCAGACGAGUCCUGCAAACAGAAGAAACCCUCCAAGCGGCGGAGGAAACGCACGGGCUGGAGCUCGUCCACGGGUCUGCAGCGACGCAAGCGAGCGGAGCUGCAGUUCCUGCGGCAGCACGUGCUCCACCUCGAGACGUAUCUGGAGCAGCUGAAGACGCCUCCUACUGCGGGUAUCGACGCGGACGCUUCGUCUACGGGGCAGGACCUCGCUAUGGCGGAGCUCCUGAAACGAGCGCAGGCCGAGGAGAUCAACCGCUUGCUCAAGACCAUUAUGAACAACCAGCUCCAAAUCCACGACGCGCUGAAGAACGUCUUCGAAGAGAGCGCCAUUUCUACCAACAACUCCUUUUUAGCGACACCAGACGACGAUAUAUGA
Molecule: messenger RNA, 555 nt
Organism: Phytophthora sojae
Lineage: Eukaryota; Oomycota; Peronosporomycetes; Peronosporales; Peronosporaceae
Exons: 1
Coding region: 1-555 (184 amino acids)
Source: RefSeq, a predicted model, not a curated record